Molecule: messenger RNA, 1351 nt
Organism: Tetrahymena thermophila SB210
Lineage: Eukaryota; Ciliophora; Oligohymenophorea; Hymenostomatida; Tetrahymenidae
Product: glycosyl hydrolase family 16 laminarinase
Exons: 1
Biological process (GO): carbohydrate metabolic process
Molecular function (GO): hydrolase activity, hydrolyzing O-glycosyl compounds
Source: RefSeq, a predicted model, not a curated record
UUAUCCUUUAAAUAAUUGAUUUCAAUCUAAUUUAAAUAAUGGAAAGACAGAUCGAUUUCAUAAAAAACAUAAAUUAAUUAAUUAGCUUAUUAAAAGAAAAUUAACUACUGAUGAGAGAUAAAUAAUAAUAAUUUCUUACUUAGGUUGUAGUCGUCUUGAUAAUAAUAGCUGCUGUAUGCAUUAUCUAUGAAAAGGCAGAUAAUAAUUACUCUCUUAAACUAAACAGGGUGUUAUAAUAAACUAAAUCUUCUAAUUAUUAGGUUGGCAUUCCUAUAGUCUAAUCUUUAAAAAACUAAGAAUGGGUAGAAGUAUUUAGAGAUGAUUUCAAUGGUACCAAAUUAAACACUACUAUAUGGACUGCUCGCAACAACAUGACUCAUGGAAGCUGGGAACAGUAGCUCUACUAAUCAGAUGAUGUUUAUGUAGAAAACGGAAAUUUAGUUCUCAGGACUAGAUUUAAUCCUUAAAAGUAUAUUCCUAGUGGAAGACUAUACAACUAUACUUCUGGUUGGGUUGAUAGUUAAGGAAAAUUUUCUUACAAGUAUGGCUAUGCUGAAGCUAGAAUAUUAUUCUCAAAAAUAGUUAAAAAUGACCCUAUCUGGCCUGCAUUCUGGAGCAUAGGAGAAAAUACCUACUGGCCAAAUGGAGGAGAAAUAGACACAAUGGAAAUGAGCACCCAAUGGGGUACAAAUGGGAACCCUAAAAUAUGGGGCACUUAUCACUGGGGUAAAACUGACUAAUGCAAUGGGUGUGGAUCUUAAUUUACUGGAAAUCUUGAUUUUUCUGAAUAUCACACUUAUACUACAGUAUGGAACGAAACUUAAAUCUAUUGGUAUGUAGAUGGAAUUCAUUAUAAAACUAAUGUCAAUGGUACCACAUAUCCAAAUACUAAAUCUCCUCUGAUUCUCCCAAAUUAUAGUUAAUACUUUAUUAUUAAUGAUGCUUUGUGGGGUACACCAGAACCUAAUCCAAGUGAUUAUCCUAAAUAUAUGUAUAUUGACUAUGUUAGAGUACUUUAAACUAAAGAAACCUUUGAGAAGUAAUAAAAAAAAUGAUGAAGACCUUUAAAAAAUAAUUAAAAACCUGAAUUUUCAUAUAAAAAUUAUAAAAAAUAUUAUGAAAAAAUUAUUAAAUGCUUGAAGUAGAUCAUUCAUUAUAUAUUCAUUCAAAUUUACUUUAUUUUAAUAAUAAUUUAGUAGUUAUUUUGAUUAUUUUUCUUCUUAAAAAUUUUAAUUAAUUAUGUUUUCAUUUCUUAUUUAUUAAUUUAAAUAUAUUUAUCAACACUAAAAUAUUAUGUAAAAACUCUAUUUUUAAUUUUUUUCUUUUUGUAUUUUUUUUAUUGUGAGAGGCA